This is a messenger RNA of Zonotrichia albicollis (white-throated sparrow), 3815 nucleotides long. RefSeq names its product cytochrome P450 2K1. Gene Ontology annotation, molecular function: iron ion binding; heme binding; oxidoreductase activity, acting on paired donors, with incorporation or reduction of molecular oxygen, reduced flavin or flavoprotein as one donor, and incorporation of one atom of oxygen. Gene Ontology annotation, cellular component: cytoplasm; intracellular membrane-bounded organelle. NCBI's taxonomy places the organism in Eukaryota, Metazoa, Chordata, Aves, Passeriformes, Passerellidae. The record is from RefSeq and is a predicted model, not a curated record. Gene Ontology annotation, biological process: xenobiotic metabolic process.
ACCCAGUUACAUUGGUUAGCAAACAUAUAUAUAUGCUCCUGUACCCUUCUGAGCGUUCAUUAGGAAGUACAUGGGAAGAGAACAAGAAUAAAACACAUCCUUCUAUAGAAAAAGUUUUAUGGACUAACACAAGAGCCUCUCAAGCACAAUUAUUUCAGGAGAACAGAGAUCCAGAGUUCACAUUUUCUCUUUUCUCUUCCGUGGCAAAUACUUGGCUGAAUAGAGAUGGGCUGGAACAGCAGCACUUCCAUUGGUUUUGUGUUUAUCCUGGCUUUUCUCUCCAUUUUGAAAACAGCAGGUUUCUGGAACAGCAGCACUUCCAUUGUUUUAGUGUUGAUCGUGGCUUUUCUCUCCAUUCUGAAAACAGCAGGUUUCUGGAACAAUGACCGAAGACAGAACUUUCCUCCAGGUCCAAGACCAUUACCUAUAAUUGGAAACCUUCUUUUGUUUGACUUGAAGAGACCCUACAGGACUUAUCUAGAGCUGUCCAAAAAGUAUGGUCCAGUCUUCAGUGUUCAGAUGGGGCACAGGAAAGUUGUGGUGAUUUCUGGCUAUGAGACAGUGAAGGAAGCUCUUGUAAACCAAGCAGAUGCAUUUGCAGAGAGACCUAAAAUCCCAAUCUUUGAAGAUUUGACUAAAGGAAAUGGGGUUGUUUUUGCCCAUGGUGAAAACUGGAAGGUGAUGAGAAGGUUUACCCUCACAGCCCUGCGAGACUUUGGGAUGGGCAAAAAGGCCAUUGAGGAUCGGAUCGUGGAGGAGUACGGGCACCUGGCAGAGUCCAUUGCGUCCCAGGAAGGAAAUCCCAUUGAUGCCAGCAAAAUAAUUAAUGCAGCAGUUGCUAAUAUAAUUGUGUCAAUAUUGCUUGGAAAACGAUUUGACUACAAAGACCCCAGAUUUGUGAGACUUGUAACUAUGACCAAUGAAAAUAUGAGGCUUGCUGGGAAACCUUUGGUUACGAUGUACAAUAUCUUCCCAUACCUUGGAUUCCUCCUAAGGGCAAACAAGGCUCUCCUUCGAAACAGAGAUGAAUUCCACGAUUUUGUACGAGUUACUUUUGUAGAGUACCUCAAAAACCUGGACAAAAAUGACCAAAGAAGUUUUAUUGAUGCCUUCCUGGUUAAACAGCAGGAGGAGAAAUCCACUACCAAUGGGUAUUUCCAUAAUGGCAACUUGCUAAGCUUGGUGAGCAAUUUGUUUACUGCUGGUGUUGAGACCAUUUCCACCACACUAAACUGGGGCUUUCUGCUGAUGCUAAAGUACCCUGAAAUCCAGAAAAAGGUCCAAGACGAGAUAGAGCAAGUGAUAGGAUCCAACCCCCCGCGGAUUGAGCACCGCGCUCAGAUGCCAUACACAGACGCUGUCAUCCAUGAAAUUCAGAGGUAUGCCAAUAUCCUGCCACUGGAUUUGCCUCAUGAGACUGCUGCAGAUGUCACCCUCCAAGGCUACUUCAUCCCCAAGGGAACCUACAUCAUCCCUUUACUGACCUCAGUCCUGAAAGACGAGUCGCAAUGGGAGAAACCAGACAUGUUCUACCCUGAGCACUUCCUUGAUGCCAAUGGGAAAUUAGUGAAGAAAGAUGCUUUCAUGCCUUUCUCAGCAGGGAGGAGGAUCUGUGCUGGGGAGACUCUCGCCAAAAUGGAGCUCUUCCUCUUCUUCACCAGUCUCCUGCAGAGGUUCAACUUCCUCCCUCCACCUGGAGUUUCCAACUCAGACCUGGACCUCAGUCCUGCAGUUUCAUUUAAUGUCAUCCCCAAACCCUAUAAAAUGUGUGCUGUAGCACGCUCUUAGAGCUCUAAUCCACUGUGUUGCUAAAAUGUUUAAAUCACUUUUCCAUGGCAUCUGUCUUAAUUCUUUUACCAAAAUAAUAAUCCAUAUUUCAAUUAAGGUUUCAAGUACUUCUAAACCAAAGUGGUGUUAUUUUUUGGGAGAGGGCAGAAAUGGACCAGAAGUGUGAAGUAACUGAUGGCUCAUGGAUUAAUCUCUUAGAUCACCUAAUCUUGGUUAAAUAAUACAGGUCUUCAGCUUUCCUGUUCUUGCUGCCAUGUUCACUGUUUGUUGAAAGCAUAUCUCAAAAAAUGCUCCCAAGGGCAGGUUUUCCCCAAAGACAUAUGGGCUAUGAAGCUGUGCUUAGGUUGUACAAGGAGGUAAAUGUAGGAUGUUCAGAGUUUGAGGCUGUCAGAACAGAAGGGCUGUUUGACCUUGGCAGGCAGCUGGGUUUGAAGCUGGGCUGGAUAUCCUGAUGUCCCCCAGUGCCUCAGUGCAGCUUCUUCCCUUGGCUCUUCUCCCUACCCCAGUUCCAUGUGCAAAGAAAUCACAGUUCUGUAUUUGUAGAUCACUUCUGAGGAAAAACCUUAAGCCAAGCUGACCUGAAUCCAGGUCUUUAAGAUUUUCCCUGAGUAUUUCUUAACUGGAUAAACUCAGUACAUAAAGCGUACACACACAAGAAAAUGUCUUACCUACUUAAAGCCAAGGUUUGUGAAAUUGAAGUUUCAGGAGUUCCCAGGUCAAAUCCCACAGCUGUGGUCACACCUCCACACAUACAGAUCAACAGUGAACCUUCUGGAAGAGGCCUCAAAUCUCAUCAAAACCAACCAUCUGAUCAUUCUGCAGCUCUGUCCAAGAGCAUCCACCGUCAAAUAGAGCUAAGACCAUCUCCUAAAUGUCUGGAUUUAUGUUCCCUGGUUCAUGUUACCCUGUUUAUGUGUGCAUGACAACCCCAAAGUAACAACACCCACAGCCAGCCUAUCAGAAAUCACCCAGUGUUGGGGAAAAAAGUUAAAUUAUUAUGGCUUGCCUCUGUAUCUAUCCAGCACUGUAAUGCAGCAGCUCAUUCUUCAGUUAUUAUUUCAACUUCCUUUUGUGGAAGCUGAAUUUGACUCCUACUCACUGCCCUUCUCCACACUUUCUUUUAAAAAUAAAAAGCUUUCAAAAAGGCAAAGGUCUUUAUGUGGUUCAGGAAGUUCAAAACCCACACAGUAAAUCACCCUUAAUGAUAGCAAAGGAGUAUAUCUUUACUUAACCUUUUCCUAGCAUGCAAGAAAAUCUUUAACCCAUGCUCUGGAUUAAAUAAUUUUGGGGUAAUGGUUAUAUCAGUAAAUGCUCUCCUUGCCAAGUGAUCACAAAUUUGAGAAAUACUUCUAAAUAAUUAUAUUCCUUUUCCUGUGGUACAGUAUAAAGCAAAUACUUAGUCUGGUUUUCCUGAUCCUACAUGGUUUAGGUAGUCCUGUGAGGAGUAGAGAUCUGGACUCAGAGAUCCCUACAUGAGAUAUUCCAUGAGAUAUUCCAUGAUUCUAACUCCAGAGAGGCUUUCAAGCCCUCACAGAAGAGAGAUAAUUAGCUUUUGUCUCAUUAAGAGUAGCAGCAGCUUGUAAACAGCAGAACAAGAGUUUAUGAUGCAAGACAGUGUAAAGAGCACUGCUAUCUUUCAGCAGGUAAUUUACCUGGAAAAGUAUUUCAUGUUGUUUGAUGUUGGUUUUUAUAUUAAGUAAAAAAAUUGUAAAAGCAAUUUUGUACAUUUUAUAGAAAUUAUUACAUUUUCUUCAAAGGAGGGCUUUUGUUAAAAAAUAGUAAGAAAGUUGAACAGGGGAUUUAUAACUGAGUAUUAGAUAAGUUUAUUUUUACUACCUGUUUCAGGUUUAAACUCCCAAAUAAAAACUACUUUGGUAGAAGACACAGCCUUUAGUGAUUUACAGAUAAAGAAGUGCAAAUAGAAUGGAAUAGUUCCCUUAUUCUGUAAAAACACCCAAAUAACCCAGGAUCCAUUUCCCUCCCUUUUCCUAUGACAGGAUAUAUCAUCAUUAGAAGUCAUCACAGGU